GCGCCCCGGUUCGGUGGCCGCAGCUGCCGGUCGUGCAGGCAGGAGUGACCCGGGCAUCCUGUCUCCCGGAAACAGUUACCGAUGCCGUGGGUUUAGGAAGGGAUCGGGUGUAGCCACAUUGGGGGGGACCACUGGGGGCUCAACGCGAGGUCAGCGAGCCCAGUGCCAGGCCGUGCCUUAGGCGGGUCGCGCUGAGCGUGCACGGGGCGCCCUGCCCGUAGCCGCCCCAGGCUUUUCCUCCGCGGUGCCCGGCUCUGGCUUCGGAGCGCGCCUUGCCGUCUGACCCGCACGUGCUGUGCUCUGCAGGGAGUACGUGCUAUGCAGUCCAAGGGAAGCCCGCUCUCCGCCGUCCAGCCCGGGAACGUCCCCGCAAACCCCUGCGCCCUCCCCCAGGGGGCGCCUUCGCUCUCCUCCCCGAGACACAGCCUGCUUCUCCAGGGCGCAUGAUGCCAGGGGGGACGUCGCCCGCGAGAAAAAGGCCCCGUCGAAGCCUGUCGAGCAGCAGAGCGAAAAAAAAUGCAUCCAAGUCCAUCGUGCUGUGUUUCAACAACACGCCACCCGCCAAACUUGCCUGCCCGGUGUGUAGUCAGAUGGUGCCCCGCUAUGACCUGAACCGGCACCUCGAUGACAUGUGUGCUAGCCGCGAUGACGUCACUCCGGGGGCCCCGGGGCUGGGCGGCGUCCCGGGUUCAGCCGUGGCCCCUGGAGAAGGGGUAACACCGGAGAAGUCGCCACCGUCCAAGACAGACUUAACCCCCGAGCAAAGCGACUCGGCAACACGGGGCGCGCAAAAGCGGACCAGCCCCUACUUUCAAGGUACCGAUGGCGGCGUGUGCCACAGUCAAGACACCGAGCUGAGAUCUCGCCAAGUCCAAGUGGUUCCUUUGGGAAGCCUGUCGUCCAAGUUAUCCAGGAGGUACCUGCAGGCGAGAAGAGCCACGGAGAAGAACGAGGCCUCGGCCGCAGCGGUCAGGGUGGUGGCCAGCUGUGCCGAGGCGAAGGACGAGGAUCGGGGCUUGGAGAGCAGCUCCCAAAAGGAAAACCUGUUUUCCUGCGAUUCUCUUCCGGAGCAAGAUCCUGUCGAAGGCCCCUCGUUAAUGGCAGCUGCAAAGCCAGAGCCUCCCCAGGACCGUGGGAGGUCCACCCUCGCUCCUGCCUCCCCAGAUAAUGCUGUGUUAUCGCCCCAACGAACUCCUGGGAAUAAACCACUGUCCGCUUCCGAGGACAGCCGUGCAGAGCAGGAGAGCGUCGGACAAGCGGAUGGUGCAGGUGUCGGGACACGGGAGGCCGAUGUUGGUGAAGAAACCGAAGUCCCUAGGGCUUCGGAAUCUGAAACACGGCUUUCUUGGGAGGCGCCAUCUCAGAGCUCUACCCAUGACGCUUCCGAGUGGGGGAACUUCCACAAACUCCCUCUGGAAGGUGACAGCGGCUUAAAGGAUGAAACCGCUCCCGGGGUUCCUUCGGGGCUGGGGCCGAGCUGCGGCGUUCCUGGUGAAAUGGGCCCAGCGCCGCCGGGCCACCCUUACUACCUCCGCAGCUUCCUGGUGGUGCUGGGAGCCGUCUUCGAGAAUGAGGACGACAGGAUGCUCUUUGACGAGCAAGAGAGGGGAAUCGUCACUAAAUUCCAUCAGUUAUCAGAGCGUGGUCAGAAGUUAUACGUCAGACUUUUCCAGCGCAAGUUCGGCUGGAUUAAGAGGCAUAAGUUGGAAUAUGAAGAGAUCGCCCCUGACUUGGCGCCCGUGGUUGGAGAACUGGAGCGAGCCGGCUUUCUGCAGACGGAAUCCGAGUUGCAAGAACUCCCCGAAGUGCUUGAACUGCUUUCCGCUCCCGAGCUGAGGACCCUGGCAAAGACCUUCCGCGUGGGGAGCCCCGGUGGGCAGAAGCAGCAGCUGGCCGAGGCCUUGCUCAAACUGGCCAGACAGCCCUCCGUCUGCACCUGGGGCAAGAACGCGCCCGGAGUCGGGGCGGUGAUCUUAAAGAGGGCCAAGGACCUGGCGGGCCCGGCGCUGAGGGUGUGCAGGGGCCCCCGGGCGGUGUUCUCCCGGGCCCUGCUGCUCUUCUCCCCGACCGACUCCCCGGAAGAGGAGGACGCCGCCUGCGGGGGGCAGGGCCAGCUCUCCGCGGUGCUGCUGGCGAACCUGGGCCGCGUGGCCUUCCCCCGGUACACGGUCAGCCGGCGCGCCCGGGUCUUCCAGGACAGAGACGACCUCCUCAGGUACGCCGCCGCCGCCCACGUGCUGAGUGACAUCUCUGCCGCCAUGGCCGCCGGGAACUGGAAGGAAGCGAACGCGCUCUCUCAAGGCGCCAGGAGGGACUGGAAGGAGCUGAAGAGCCACCCUUCCCUGAGGCACCACGCGGCCCUGCCGCCCUUCCUGCGCUGCUUCACCGUCGGCUGGGUGUACACCAGGAUCCUGUCUCGGGCCGUGGAGAUCCUGCAGCGGCUGCACCUGUACGAGGAAGCCGUCCAGGAACUGGAGGACCUUUUGUCCCAGAAAGUCUAUUGUCCCGACAGCAGAGGCCGGUGGUGGGACCGGCUGGCUCUCAACCUCCACCAGCACUUGAAACGCCUCGAACCGGCUAUCAAGUGCAUCGCGGAAGGGCUGGCGGACCCCGAGGUGAGGACGGGGCAUCGCCUGUCGCUGUACCAGAGAGCCGUGCGCCUGAGGGCGUCGCCCAGCUGCCGGCGGUACCGCCACCUCCUCCAGCAGCUGCCGGAAGUCACCGUGCAGGACGUGAAGCACGUGAGUCCCGUCCUGUGGGUCCUCCCAAGGGAAGGCAGCCAGGAACCGUUCGGGUGUCACCGUCUCGUAGACUUAGGAGACUGGCGAGCACUGUGGACAGGGGCGUGGCCACCGCUCCAUCCUCACCCGCUGGCGGGCUUGCUCCGGCCCUGGGUUGAGCGACUUCCUGGAAAUCUCCGGGGCCAGCAGCUCGCAGCCUUUGCCGGUGUCGCCUUCGUGGUCAGGGCGCCGGAGAGCAGCUCUGGGGCCCACAUCUCCCCCGGGGCCGAGGCAGUGACCUGGGAGGUGCCACCGUGGGGGUCACCGGCCUCAGAAUGGGUGGCUGGGGGGCGUGUGGGCCUGGGGGUCCCCAGGUUUGCCCCCUGCAGCUGCAGUGAGGCUCAUGGCCGUCCUCCUGUCCCGUCUCAGGUGACCAUCACGGGCCGGCUGUGCCCGCAGCUCGGGAUGGGCAAGUCCGUGUUUGUGCUGGAGGCCGGGGGGCCCGCCACCCCUGCCACAGUCCUGUGCUCCGUGGAGGAGCUGGCGCUGGACCAUUACAGACGCAGCGGCUUCGACCAGGGGAUCCACGGGGAGGGCUCCACCUUCAUCACGCUCUUCGGCCUCCUCCUGUGGGACAUCAUCUUCAUGGACGGGAUCGCAGACGUCUUCAGGAACGCCUACCAGGCAUUCCCGCUGGACUUGUGCACAGACAGCUUCUUCGCAAGCCGGCGGCCGGCCAUCGAGGCCAGGCUGCGGCAGAUCCACGCGGCCCCCGCUGAGCGCCUGGGAGCCUGGGUGGCGGCCACGUGGGAGGCCCAGGAAGGCAGAGCGGCGUCCGUCGUCAGCUGGGACCGCUUCGCUUCUCUGCAGCAAGCUCAGGACCUCGUUUCCUGCCUGGGGGGCCCCGUCCUCAGCGGGGUGUGCCGGCGCCUGGCCGAGGACUUCCGACACUGCCGAGGCGGCCUCCCCGACCUGGUGGUGUGGAGCUCCCAGGACCGUCGCUGCAAGAUAUAUUUCGCCCCAGUCUGUGCCUGGAUUCUUCGUUCUCUCACUACUGUCUUUUCAAGAGCAGGAGUUUUAAAUGUCGACAGUGGUGCAGUGGGGUGAGCCAUUUAAAUACCGGGUGGAAACUCCUCCGGCUUGUUUGGUGGCUGUUCCGUUUCCGGAGACUAAUUCCUUGAAAACUGCUCUUGCAGCUGGUGGAAGUCAAGGGCCCCAAUGACCGCCUUUCGCACAAGCAGAUGGUCUGGCUGGACGAGCUGCAGAGGCUGGGGGCCGACGUCGAGGUCUGUCACGUCACGGCAGUCGGAGCCAAGAGCAGAGGCCUUCA
Myotis lucifugus (little brown bat) is the source of this 4050-nucleotide messenger RNA. RefSeq names its product FANCD2 and FANCI associated nuclease 1 (gene FAN1). Bases 444 to 3827 code for a protein of 1127 amino acids. The record is from RefSeq and is a predicted model, not a curated record. Gene Ontology annotation, cellular component: nucleus. Gene Ontology annotation, molecular function: flap-structured DNA binding; 5'-3' exonuclease activity; 5'-flap endonuclease activity. The transcript has 12 exons. NCBI's taxonomy places the organism in Eukaryota, Metazoa, Chordata, Mammalia, Chiroptera, Vespertilionidae. Gene Ontology annotation, biological process: interstrand cross-link repair.